Molecule: messenger RNA, 888 nt
Organism: Canariomyces notabilis
Lineage: Eukaryota; Fungi; Ascomycota; Sordariomycetes; Sordariales; Chaetomiaceae
Exons: 4
Coding region: 1-888 (295 amino acids)
Source: RefSeq, a predicted model, not a curated record
AUGCUUGGGACACAUAUUGGAGGGUACCCGGAAGGCGCCAUGUUCCACGGUUUCCGGGGUCUCUACGCAGAAAUUCUCCUCCACAUGCAAGCUGAAGUUAUGCGCCUCCAGUCGGAACUAAGCCAGCCUCAAAACGCCGAUGGCGACAGCGAUGAUGGAGAUGAUAAAGGCUCUAGUAAAGACACGAUCGCAGUUCAAGCAGAGGGAACAGAUGCAAGAUCCUCACUAGAUCCGGGUGUGAGCACCAGCUACUCCUCCAGCACGGCUCAGUUUCAGAAGGUCCUGGCGCUGAAGAAGACGUUGGACGAAUAUUAUGAUUCGCUCUUUCGCUAUGAAAAGAUCAUCAACUUGCCGCAUCCAAAUUCUCGAGAUCUGGAGGACAUGGUGAACUGGAUGUUCAGCAGACAAGCAAGUAUGAUCAAUUUGAAUGCUGAGAACUUCGGAUUCUACAAGGACAUGUGGAGAGACGAUGGGAGAGAAACCAAAGAAUUAGUCUCUCUCCAUCAUAGCUUCGACGAUGCGCUCACCUCCUGGGUCCAGUAUCACAUCGUUGAUAUCUAUCACAACCUCUGUGGAAAGUACAUACAUAGGCCCCCCAAAGCAGCACAUCUCCAAGGUGCCAUCUUGUAUGAACACAAGGAUAUCGCUCGCGUCACGCGGCUGCUCACGAUCACAUGCGCCUGCGCAUUACCAAUCGCAUCAAUUUUCGUUUUGCACAGCAUCAAAGAUGUAUCUGUGAGACUGGGCAUUGUCUUUGGCGUGUCGGCGUUGUUUUCUAUCUGCAUGGGCAUGAUGACCUCGGCAAAGACUCAUGACAUAUUCACUGCGACUGCAACAUUUGCGGCCGUGCUCGUUGUCUUCGUGGGGACGGACGGGAAUGCCCUUUAA